Molecule: messenger RNA, 5886 nt
Organism: Myotis davidii
Lineage: Eukaryota; Metazoa; Chordata; Mammalia; Chiroptera; Vespertilionidae
Gene: TCF20
Product: transcription factor 20 (AR1)
Biological process (GO): regulation of transcription by RNA polymerase II
Cellular component (GO): nucleus
Source: RefSeq, a predicted model, not a curated record
CGUGAUGUCAGAGGCUCAGCUGAUGUCACCGCCACGGCCGUGACUUCACUUGCCGGCUUGGGCAGGAGCCGCGAGGAGGCUGCGAGCUGGGAAACUACCCCCCUUCCCUUUUCCUCCUCCGCUUCCCUUUCCCUCCUCCCGGUCCUCGCUCUGGAGUUGCUUUCCUCCCCCUGGUGGGCCGCGGCCUGCGGUGGUCUGUCCAGGGGUCUGGGGCAAGUGCCAGGAAGGAUGCUGCUGCAAAGAGAACAUGGAAGGCCCCUCAGGCAGCCUGGCCCCUUCCAGGGGAAAUGCUGGAGGGCUGUUGGCCCGCCACUGUGCUGUUGAACAGUAUGCAGUCCUUUCGGGAGCAAAGCAGUUACCACGGAAACCAGCAGAGCUACCCACAGGAGGUACACGGCUCCUCCCGGCUAGAAGAGUUCAGCCCUCGCCAGGCCCAGAUGUUCCAGAAUUUUGGGGGCGCAGGUGGUAGUAGUGGCAGCAGUGGCAGCAGCAGUGGUGGUGGGCGGCGAGGGACAGCAGCGGCUGCAGCAGCAAUGGCUAGCGAGACCUCUGGCCAUCAAGGCUACCAGGGUUUCAGGAAAGAGGCUGGAGACUUCUACUACAUGGCAGGCAACAAAGACCCCGUGGCGGCGGGCACCCCGCAGCCUCCUCAGCGAAGGCCUUCUGGGCCUGUGCAGAGCUACGGACCCCCCCAGGGGAGCAGCUUUGGCAAUCAGUAUGGGAGUGAGGGUCACGUGGGCCAGUUUCAAGCACAGCACUCUGGCCUUGGUGGUGUGUCUCAUUAUCAGCAGGACUACACGGGGCCUUUCUCUCCGGGGAGCGCUCAGUACCAGCAGCAGGCAUCCAGCCAGCAGCAGCAGCAGCAAGUCCAGCAGCUGAGACAACAGCUUUACCAGUCCCAUCAGCCACUGCCACCAGCCACUGGCCAGCCGGCGUCAGGCUCGUCCCACCUGCAGCCGAUGCAGAGGCCCUCCGCUCUGCCUUCCUCUGCCGCUGGCUACCAGCUACGAGUGGGCCAGUUUGGCCAGCACUACCAGUCUCCUGCCGCCUCCUCCUCCUCCUCCUCCUUCCCGUCACCACAGCGUUUCAGCCAGUCUGGGCAGAGCUAUGACGGCAGUUACAGUGUGAAUGCUGGAUCCCAGUAUGAAGGGCAUAAUGUGGGUUCUAACGCACAGGCUUAUGGUUCACAAUCAAAUUACAGCUAUCAGCCUCAAUCUAUGAAAAAUUUUGAACAAGCAAAGAUUCCACAAGGAACCCAGCAGGGGCAGCAGCAGCAGCCACCGCAGCAGCAGCCACAGCAGCAGCCGCAGCAGCAGCAGCAGCAGCAGCAGCACGCUCCACAGCACGUGAUGCAGUACUCCAACGCCGCCAGCAAGCUGCCCUUGCAGAGCCAAGUGGGGCAGUACAACCAGCCCGAGGUUCCUGUGAGAUCCCCCAUGCAGUUCCACCAGAACUUCAGCCCCAUUUCUAACCCUUCCCCAGCUGCCUCUGUGGUUCAGUCUCCAAGCUGUAGCUCGACCCCAUCUCCUCUUAUGCAGAGUGGGGAGAAUCUCCAGUGCGGGCAAGGCAGUGUGCCCAUGGGUUCUAGAAACAGAAUCCUACAGCUAAUGCCUCAGCUCAGCCCAACCCCAUCGAUGAUGCCCAGCCCUAAUUCUCAUGCUGCCGGCUUCAAAGGGUUUGGACUAGACGGAGUGCCAGAAAAGCGCCUGACAGACCCUGGGUUGAGUAGUUUGAGUGCCCUGAGUACUCAAGUGGCCAAUCUUCCUAAUACUGUCCAGCACAUGCUACUUUCUGAUGCCCUGACACCUCAGAAGAAGACCUCCAAGAGGCCCUCCUCUUCCAAGAAAGCAGACAGCUGCACCAACUCCGAAGGCUCCUCCCAACCUGAAGAACAGCUGAAGUCCCCCAUGGCAGAGUCCCUGGAUGGAGGCUGCUCCAGCAGUUCUGAGGACCAAGGCGAGAGAGUCAGGCAGCUGAGUGGCCAGAGCACCAGCUCUGACACCACCUAUAAGGGUGGAGCCUCAGAGAAAGCCGGCUCCUCCCCAGCACAAGGCACUCAGAAUGAAGCCCCCAGACUCAGCGCCAGUCCUGCAGCCAGAGAAGAGGCGGCCUCGCCAGGUGCUAAGGACACGCCAUCAUCUUCUGAGGGCAACCCAAAAGUCAAUGAGAAGACCAUUGGGGUGAUUGUCUCCCGGGAAGCCAUGACGACUCGGGCAGAAAAGCCUGGUGGGCAAGAUAAAGGCUCCCAAGAGGAUGAUCCCACAGCCACCCAAAGGCCACCCAGCGCAGGUGGGCCCAAGGAGAUCGGUCAUGCAUCAGUUUCACAGCCGGAGCCUCCAGGAGGAGGGGGCAAAGGAAACAAGAGUGGCGAUAACCCCAACCACAAUGGAGAGGGCAGUGGCCAGAGCGGGCACCCCACAGUAGGCCCUGGCUUCAUAGGCAGAACUGAGCCUAGCAAGUCUCCCGGAAGCCUGCGCUAUAGUUACAAAGACAGCUUUGGGUCAGCCAUGCCGAGAAGUGUCGGCGGCUUUCCUCAGUACCCUACAGGACAAGAUAAGGGGGAUUUCACUGGCCAUGGGGAGCGGAAGGCUAGAAAUGAGAAGUUCCCCAGCCUCCUGCAGGAAGUGCUUCAGGGUUACCACCACCACCCUGACAGGAGAUACUCUAGGAGUACUCAGGAGCAUCAGGGCAUGGCUGGUGGUCUAGAAGGAACCUCGAGGCCUAAUGUCUUAAUUAGUCAAACCAAUGAAUUAGCUAGCAGGGGCCUUUUGAACAAAAGCAUUGGGUCCCUAUUAGAAAACCCCCACUGGGGCCCCUGGGAGAGGAAAUCAGGCAGCUCAGCUCCAGAAAUGAAACAGAUCAAUUUGGCUGACUAUCCAAUUCCCAGAAAGUUUGAAAUAGAGCCUCAGUCAUCAGCCCAUGAGCCCGGGGGUUCCCUCUCCGAAAGAAGAUCAGUGAUCUGUGACAUUUCUCCACUAAGACAGAUUGUCAGGGACCCGGGGGCUCACUCGCUGGGUCACAUGGGUGCCGACACCAGACUUGGGAGGAAUGAACGUCUCAAUCCAAGUUUAAGUCAGUCGGUCAUUCUUCCAGGUGGUUUAGUGUCCAUGGAAACAAAACUAAAAUCCCAGAGCGGGCAGAUAAAAGAGGAAGACUUUGAGCAAUCCAAAUCCCAAGCUAGUUUCAACAACAAGAAAUCUGGAGACCACUGCCAUCCUGCUAGCAUCAAGCACGAGUCUUACCGAGGCAAUGCCAGCCCUGGAGCUGCCACCCAUGACUCCAUCUCAGACUAUGGCCCUCAAGACAGCAGACCCACGCCCAUGCGACGGGUUGCUGGCAGAAUGGGUGGUCGGGAGGGCAUGAGGGGUCGGUCCCCUUCUCAGUAUCAUGACUUUUCAGAAAAACUGAAGAUGUCUCCCGGGAGGAGCAGGGGCCCAGGGGGAGACCCUCAUCACAUGAACCCACAUAUGACCUUUACAGAGCGGGCCAACCGGAGUUCAUUACAUGCUCCCUUUUCUCCCAACUCGGAAAGCCUGGCCUCUGCGUACCACACGAACACGCGGGCCCAUGCUUAUGGGGAUCCCAGUGCAGGCUUGAACUCUCAGCCCCAUUACAAGCGGCAGAUGUACCAACAGCAGCAAGAGGAAUAUAAGGACUGGAGCAGCUCUGCUCAGGGAGUGAUCGCCGCGGCCCAGCACAGGCAGGAGGGGGCCCGGAAGAGCCCGAGGCAGCAGCAGUUCCUGGACAGAGUGCGGAGCCCUCUGAAAAAUGACAAAGACGGUAUGAUGUAUGGCCCACCGAUGGGGACUUACCAUGACCCCAGCGGUCAGGAAGGGCGCUGCCUCAUGUCUAGUGAUGGUCUGUCUAACAAAGGCAUCGAAUUGAAGCAUGGCUCCCAGAAGUUAAAGCAGGAAUCUUGUUGGGAUCUUUCUCGGCAGACUUCUCCAGCCAAAAGCACCUGCCCUCCAGGAAUGUCCAAUCAAAAAAGAUAUGGACCACCCCAUGAGACCGAUGGGCAUGGACUGGCUGAGUCUACACAGUCAUCCAAACCUAGCAAUGUUAUGCUGAGGCUUCCAGGGCAAGAGGAUCAUUCUUCUCAAAACCCCCUCAUCAUGAGGAGGCGUGUCCGUUCUUUUAUCUCUCCCAUUCCCAGUAAAAGACAGUCACAAGACUCGAAAAACAGCAACAUUGAAGAUAGAGGACGCCUCCUUCACCCCUCAAAAGAAGGCACUGAUAAAGCGUUCAAUUCCUAUGCCCAUCUUUCUCACAGCCAGGACUUCAAGUCCAUUCCCAAGAGAGAAUCCGCCAAGGACCUCACAAGUUCAGACAAUAGAAACUGCCCUCCUGUUACCCUCACAAGUCCUGCUAAGACCAAAAUCCUGCCCCCACGCAAAGGACGGGGACUGAAAUUGGAAGCUAUAGUUCAGAAGAUCACUUCCCCAAAUAUUAGGAGAAGUGCGUCCUCGAACAGUGCAGAGGCUGGGGGAGACACAGCACCUUUGGUAAUCUUUCCUGACUCAAAGAAUGUACCUGCAGCUGGCCGACUGGCCCCUGAGGCAAAUCCGACUGAGAAGGAGACCGAUGCAGUGACGAUUUCCCCCAAACCAGAGGGUUUCCCCCCAAAGGGGUACUUCCCUUCGGGAAAGAAGAAGGGGAGACCCAUUGGUAGUGUGAAUAAGCAAAAGAAACAGCAGCAGCCACCACCUCCACCCCCUCAACCCCCCCAGAUACCAGAAGGUUCUGCAGAUGGAGAGCCAAAGCCAAAAAAGCAGAGACAAAGGAGGGAGAGAAGGAAGCCUGGGGCACAGCCAAGGAAGCGGAAAACCAAACAAGCAGUUCCCAUCGUAGAACCCCAAGAACCUGAGAUCAAACUGAAGUAUGCCACCCAGCCACUGGACAAAAGUGAUGCCAAGAACAAGUCUUUUUUCCCUUAUAUUCAUGUAGUAAAUAAGUGUGAACUUGGAGCCGUUUGUACAAUCAUCAAUGCUGAAGAACAGACCAAAUUGGUGAGGGGCCGGAAGGGGCAGAGGUCUCUGACCCCACCACCCAGCAGCACGGAGAGCAAGGCGCUCCCAGCCUCGUCCUUCAUGCUGCAGGGACCUGUGGUAACCGAGUCUUCUGUGAUGGGCCACCUGGUUUGCUGUCUGUGCGGCAAGUGGGCCAGUUACCGGAACAUGGGUGACCUCUUUGGACCCUUUUAUCCCCAAGAUUAUGCAGCCACUCUCCCGAAAAACCCACCUCCUAAGAGGGCCACGGAAAUGCAGAGCAAAGUUAAGGUACGGCACAAAAGCGCUUCCAACGGCUCCAAGACGGACACUGAGGAGGAGGAGGAGCAGCAGCAGCAGAAGGAGCAGAGGAGCCUGGCCGCCCACCCCAGGUUUAAGCGGCGGCACCGCUCGGAAGACUGUGGUGGAGGCCCUCGGUCCCUGGCCCGGGGGCUUCCCUGUAAAAAAGCAACCACAGAGGGCGGCAGCGAAAAGACUGUUUUGGACUCAAAGCCCUCUGUGCCCACCACUUCAGAAGGUGGCCCUGAGCUGGAGUUACAAAUCCCUGAACUACCUCUUGACAGCAAUGAAUUUUGGGUCCAUGAGGGCUGCAUUCUCUGGGCCAAUGGAAUCUACCUGGUCUGCGGCAGGCUCUAUGGCCUGCAGGAAGCGCUGGAAAUAGCCAGAGAGAUGAAAUGUUCCCACUGCCAGGAGGCAGGCGCCACCUUGGGCUGCUACAACAAAGGCUGCUCCUUCCGCUACCAUUACCCGUGUGCCAUUGACGCAGAUUGUUUGCUACAUGAGGAGAACUUCUCGGUGAGGUGCCCCAAGCACAAGGUGAGACUGUGGAGAUGAGGAGGAGACACUCGUGAUGGAUGGAAAUGGUCCUACUGUGCAGCCA